Molecule: messenger RNA, 790 nt
Organism: Arabidopsis lyrata subsp. lyrata
Lineage: Eukaryota; Viridiplantae; Streptophyta; Magnoliopsida; Brassicales; Brassicaceae
Exons: 1
Coding region: 118-510 (130 amino acids)
Biological process (GO): intracellular protein transport; endoplasmic reticulum to Golgi vesicle-mediated transport
Cellular component (GO): endoplasmic reticulum; endoplasmic reticulum membrane
Source: RefSeq, a predicted model, not a curated record
AAAAUCAACAAAGGCAAAGAAAGAUCUAAAACUUGUUCACUAAGAAAAAAAAAUCACAAUCAGAGAACCAAAACCGACUCAGAUCUAAAACUCAUCGAUCUAGAUCGCAAUUCUCCAAUGGCUCUCGAAUGGGUUGUGUUAGGUUACGCAGCAGCAGCUGAAGCGAUCAUGGUGAUUCUCUUGACGAUGCCUGGACUCGACGCUCUCCGCAAAGGAUUGGUUGCUGUGACUCGUAAUCUCUUGAAGCCGUUUCUCUCGAUAAUUCCGUUUUGUCUCUUCCUUCUUAUGGAUAUCUAUUGGAAGUACGAGACUCGACCUUCUUGUGAUAGUGAUUCGUGUACUCCUUCUGAGCAUCUUCGUCACCAGAAAUCGAUCAUGAAGUCUCAGCGUAACGCGCUUCUGAUCGCGUCGGCUCUUGUUUUCUACUGGAUUUUGUACUCUGUCACGAAUUUGGUUGUGAGGAUUGAGCAGCUUAAUCAGAGGGUUGAGAGGCUCAAGAACAAGGAUUAAGUAAGAGCCAGCUGCUUCGUCCCUCGUUGUCCUCAGGUCCUUUUGUUUGACUUUCGAUGAAAAGAGUCUCUUUACUUGUGUUGUUUUAGGUUUUUGGUGUUUUUUUUUUCCUGCGUUUUUCAAUGUUUUUGCUCUUUGUUUCUUUUGGGGAUUGAAGGAUCUAUAAUUACUUAAAUAUAUGCUUCUUCAAUGCUUGUUUGAUCUUUGAUCUGUUGCAAGUUUGGAUCUUGAUUCACUCAGUUGAUGAUACUUGCAAUAAAACUUCAAACUUGGAGUCUUA